Molecule: messenger RNA, 1070 nt
Organism: Bactrocera dorsalis (oriental fruit fly)
Lineage: Eukaryota; Metazoa; Arthropoda; Insecta; Diptera; Tephritidae
Gene: Sec61beta
Product: protein transport protein Sec61 subunit beta
Exons: 3
Coding region: 168-464 (98 amino acids)
Biological process (GO): intracellular protein transport
Cellular component (GO): Sec61 translocon complex
Source: RefSeq, a predicted model, not a curated record
CGAAUUGGAAAAAACAACGAAAUCGUCAAAACGACGACAACGAACUGUCAUACACUUACGGCGAAGUCUUUAUUUUUUAGGAAGCAGUCAAUUGGUUCGUUGUGAUUUUCAUUGGACAGUUGUAAAUACGUGUUUUUAUAUAAAACUGCCAAUAGCUAAAUAACAAAAUGCCUGCACCAGCUAGUUCAACAUCCGUGGGCAGUGGUUCACGUUCGCCAACUAAGAUGACAGCGCCACGCAGUGGUGGUGCUGGUGGUAGCAACCUGAAGCAGCGAAAGACCACAAGUAGCACCACAGCGGCCAGAAGUCGCACCACUGGUGCUGGCACUGGUGGUAUGUGGCGCUUCUACACCGAUGACUCGCCCGGCAUUAAAGUUGGACCCGUGCCCGUGUUGGUGAUGUCUCUGCUUUUUAUUGCCUCCGUAUUCAUGCUGCAUAUUUGGGGUAAAUACAACCGUUCUUAAGGAAUCAGAAGAAGCUAUGUAGCAAAAGUAGGGUGUGUAUAAAGUCAACAAAAACAAACGGCGAGCGUACACCUGAUCUUAUGGAAAUGUCAACGUCAUCAGUGUAACAGCAAGAGAUUAAUGGCGGCCAUACAACAAGUGCUUCCCAAGCGCCCGGUUGCUGCUUUGUACACACCUUUAUAUGUUUGCAACAAUUUCCAAUGUACACUUUUGCUCUUAAGUUUAGUAAAUAAGUUAAUUUUCUACGUUUGAAUUCAAUUUCCAUAAAAUUGCUGAUUGUCAUUUAUUAUUUUUUGCUGCAUCCUGUAAAAGUAUGCAGACAAAACAAAAACUCAUUCCACAAUUAGAUUGGAGAAUCAAUUUUUUCGAUUUACUUCCAUUUGCAAUUCGUAAAGUUAAGCAUUUAACAGUGCAAAAAACAUAACAUUUGUUGUAAAUGAGAGGGAUUGUGGUUUUGUUCUCGAUCAACUUAAAUUUACAGUGCGCUUUCAACCAAAUUAUGUGCAUUAUGUAAAAUCAAAGAUACAUAUAUUCUGAUUUACUGUAUACUUCGAGACAAAUUAAAAAUAUUUAAGAUAAUAAAAAACUAAAAUAUAUUAAAAUUUA